AUGGUGUUGGUCCACCACCAGCCGCACCACCACCCAACAACCAGUGGCUCCGGCUCUCUACUAGAACGUGCUGAUCUCUCCCACCCCAUACCAGAGAAUGCUCGAAAACUUGCUCAGCUGGUGGAGUACGAUGAGAGUCGAGUGGAAAUGGGAACCCAUUCUGUGUUUGUAAGGGAGGCACGACCGCCGGGCGCUCAUUAUGCAAAGGCUACAGUACUUUUCUUGCAUGGCCAGAGUUUUUCAUCGGCGACAUGGACUGAGAACGAUUUGUUGAGAACCUUCGCCGCCCUCGGCUACCGAGCAAUCGCUAUCGACCUGCCCGGCUCUGGCCAAACCCGCGGUCCUUCCUUGUCACAACCACAGAAGCCAACAUUUCUUAUGGAUUUCAUAGAGACGUUGGGUCUGAAGCAAGUAAUGGUUGUCUCCGCUUCGAUGUCCGCUCAAUUUGUGUUACCACUGAUGACUUCGAGUAGACAUCUCUCUUGUGUGGUUCUGGUGGCUCCAUCGAAUACUCAUGAAGUUCUGAACCCCUCGUCGUAUGUCGUACCGACUUUGGUGCUAUGGGGCGAACGCGACACCUCACUCGGCCCCACGGCCGCUGCCAACCUCAAGAAUCUCCCAACUGUCAAACUCCAAAAGAUCCCAGAUGCCGGACAUGCUUGCUAUCUUCACAACCCGAAGUGCUUCGAGAAUCUGUGUGUAAAUUUCUUUGAUCUGAUCAGGAGUUAUCAUCACUAG
Messenger RNA from Caenorhabditis remanei, 738 nucleotides. RefSeq lists its product as uncharacterized. NCBI's taxonomy places the organism in Eukaryota, Metazoa, Nematoda, Chromadorea, Rhabditida, Rhabditidae. The coding region runs from base 1 to 738 and encodes 245 amino acids. Gene Ontology annotation, cellular component: cytoplasm. The record is from RefSeq and is a predicted model, not a curated record. The transcript is spliced from 3 exons.